AUGGCUGUUGGCGGCUGUUCAUGCGGCAAGAUCCGAAUUACAUAUAGUGGCCAGCCUAUAGCGACGGGACUAUGCCACUGCCUCGAUUGUCGCAAACUUACUGGAGGUCCCUUUUCCUACAACUUUAUCAUAAAAGCCGCCGACCUGAAGGUCACUGGAAGCCCUAAAGAAUUGGCGAAAACGUCGGAUAGUGGAAAUGAUAUCAAAAAUUAUUUCUGUCCCGACUGUGGCACGCCGCUUUUUGGGAGGAAAACAAACGGUGGUCAAGCUGAUGACGUUACGGUCCUCCGAGCGGGAAUAUUCGAUGACAUUGGAAUUCUGGAUGAACGCAAGCCCGACGUGGAGAUAUACACUAUCAGCCGACUAAAAUGGCUAGCUCCCGUAGAGGGGGCUCAUCAGUUUAGCGGCAUGUUUUCACUAUGA
Messenger RNA from Penicillium antarcticum, 423 nucleotides. RefSeq names its product GFA family protein. The record is from RefSeq and is a predicted model, not a curated record. The transcript is spliced from 3 exons. The coding region runs from base 1 to 423 and encodes 140 amino acids. Gene Ontology annotation, molecular function: carbon-sulfur lyase activity. Lineage: Eukaryota; Fungi; Ascomycota; Eurotiomycetes; Eurotiales; Aspergillaceae.